ACGUGAACGUACAAAUGUUUAUAAAUUCAGUACGUAAAUCGCUGAAUAAUGGUGCUAAAGAUAUCGGUGAUCUAGGUUUGUAGAUGAUGUCGAUAUUACAAGCUUUGCAUAUAAGGAAAGAAAGAGUGGCUUAAACAAGGCAUUUUUAUAUGAUGGGAAUAACAAUGUCGACAUCUCAAGAAGAAAUACUAUGGACUUGUAGCGAAUGUACAUUGGACAACAAAAGCAAUAACGAUGUUUGUAAGGCUUGUGGUCAUAAAAGAGCAGAGAAUAAUACAUAUUGGAUUUGCAGGACGUGUGGUGUAAAAAAUCCAGAAGGCAAUUCACGAUGUAGUGGGUGUAAAUGUGCAAGAACACAAGCGAUCGAGUCAAGUGCUUCUACUUUGAAUGGAGUUCACAAUCUUUUUAGACGUGUUGUUGGAGGCAAAAAACCAUGGAGUUGUGUUAAAUGCACUUUAGAAAACCCUUCAUCUAUAGAAAAGUGUACAGCUUGUGGUAAUCCUAAGGAAGAUAUAGUAAUACCUGACCCAGACGACGAAGAAUUACAUUCAUCUGGCUUACCUUCUAGGUCGAAUCGUCAAAACGAAUAUUCAUCUUCUGAGGGACAAUCUCAAAGAGCUCAAGAAAGGUUGUACCCAAAUUUAGAGAUAGAAAUCCCAAAAAUUGAUGUUGACACUCAUGUAGCUCAGCAAAGUCCCGAACUGAUCGUUAAGUGUCCAAAAUGUCGGACUCUUCUUCUUGAUAAUGUUGGAUUAUGUUGUACUGUUUGUGGAACGAGAUGUGAAGAUGAAGGUUUUAAGCCCAGACCCUUCCCUUCAUCAUCUAUUGCUUCCACACCAGAGUCAACACCACCUUCUAUUCCUGGAAUGUGGAACUGUCCAAGUUGUACUUUUACUAAUGAAAAUUCUAGGUUGAAUUGUGAAAUGUGUGAUACUAAGAAGGCCGCAGGUAGCACAGGUUUUGAAACAGCUGAUAAUAUUGUACCAAGAGGAGUGUGCCCUUCGUCUAUUAAUGAACCUUCCACUUCAGGAAUGGGUGCAGCGCAUGUUUGGAAAUGCACUUCAUGCACUUUUCACAAUUCUCAAACCUCAUUAGUGUGUGAGGUCUGCGGCAAAAACAAAGAAGAGACCACAGAUUCACCACAGUCGAUAGAGGAUAGUGCAGAGGAUAGCUUUCCAUCUUUUAGUCCCACAAGAAUUACAUUUCAAAGGCAGACAAGCAUGUCAGUAGAAUCUAGAAGAAAAAGGGACGAGAACUAUGCUAAGGAACAAUGGAACAGAAUUACAAAAUACUGCAAAAAGCUAGGUAUACCAUUUGUGGAUGACUCCUUCCCACCUGCUGCCAAGUCACUGUACUUGCGCCCGCGCCACUCAGAUCAUCCCCGUGUUACCCAGUGGUUAAGACCAGAUGAAAUAGAUAACUUCAGUCAUGAAAGAAAGAAACUUCCUUGGGCAGUGUUCAGGAAUCCAAGGCCUUCAGAUAUCAUGCAAGGUGUUCUAGGAGACUGCUGGUUUCUUAGUUCUUUAGCUGUGCUAGCUGAGAGACCUGAUCUUCUUGAAAAGAUUCUAGUUACUAGGGAAGUGUGCGAGGAGGGAGUAUAUCAAUUGCGGCUGUGUAAAGAUGGAAAAUGGACAAUCAUCUUGGUAGAUGACCUUUUACCUUGUAAUGAUCGUGGAAAUCUUGUAUACUCACAGGCUCACCGACGUCAAUUGUGGGUCCCUUUAAUGGAGAAAGCCAUGGCAAAACUACAUGGAAGUUAUGAGGCUCUGUCGGCAGGAAGGUCCAUUGAAGGACUAGAGACCUUAACUGGAGCACCUUGUGAGAGCAUCAUGCUACACAAACAGCCAAGCAGUUCUACAGGUGAAGGGGAGGACAUAGAUGUGGACAUGAUUUGGGUCAAGUUACUCAGCUCAAGAACUGCCGGAUUUUUAAUGGGUGCCUCGUGUGGUGGUGACUCAAAGCCUGAAGAAGAAGCAACAUUUAACAACGUAGGUCUACAGACCCACCACGCCUACUCUGUUCUUGACGUCAAGGAUGUUCACGGACACAGGUUAUUAAGAUUGCGCAAUCCAUGGGGUAGGUUCUCAUGGAAAGGUGAGUGGUCUGACGCAUCAUCCAUCUGGACGCCUGAGCUGAGACAUGAGUUGAUGGCACACGGGGCAGAAGAGGGCGUCUUCUGGAUAUCCCUGGCAGACUUUAUGAACUAUUUCGACAGUGUGGACGUCUGCAAGAUACGUGAAGACUGGGCUGAUGUGCGUGUGACUGGCUGCUUUCCUCCAUUUGCGCUGGGACCAGCUAAGGUUGCCAUGGCAACUGUAUUUGCACCGACAGAGCUAGAUCUUUGUCUCUUUCAAGCUGGUAUAAGAGGUGUUGCAGAAAACAAACGCUCUCCUCUCGACCUCUUGAUCGUCGUGUGUCGUUCAACAGCGGCUGGCGACUCCAGUCCGAAGCCUGUUUCUUUUGUCAUGAGAAGCAAACGCCAGGUGAAAUCAAGCGUCAUGUGCAGUGGGAUCCUAGAGGAAGGCACUUACAUGAUAGUGUGUACAGCAUUUAACCAUUGGACAAUUAGCUCGGACAGAGAGCUCGCUGACCCUGAAUUGAUCAAGGCAGUUACAGACGAGGAUAGUUUUCCAAGCUACGUGUUGGCUAUACACAGUUCAAGGGCAGUACUCGUUGAACAGGUUCCAAUGCCUGAGAAUUGUCUGGCCGACUUUAUGUUGGAUGUAGUUAUCAAGAACGGCAAAACACACGGGGGCAUUUCUGGAGUAACGUGUUAUUUCUUGGCUAAAGGCAUGGCAGGGUUGAUAGUGGUUGCAGAGAAUCGCCGUCCCAACCAUCACCUGUACGUGGACUGUGACUGCUCAGAGAGCUUCAAUAUCGUCUCAACAAGGGGCUCUUUGGUGGUUGCAGACAGCGUCCCUCCACUUCAUCGGCAAGUUCUUAUACUUUUGACGCAACUAGAAGGAGCGGACGGAUUUGCAGUGUCGCACAAGCUCAGUUUUCGUGUCAUGGAAAAUAAUGGAUUUGGUUCGUACGGUUCUCACCACAUACCACCUCUGUCGCCUCUUACUGCUGGACUACACCGCGCUAGACCUCUGUGAAGGAACUUUGAUAUAUGUUUAACCUGCAGUGCAGAUAUCUGCUCUCACCGCAUAUCACCUCUAUCGUCUUUUACCACUGGACUACACCGCGCUAAACCUCUGUGAAGGAACUUUGAUAUAUGUUUGGAGAAAGGACUUUUUCGUUCUCUGUUUUCAUUUUUCCGAGUGCUUUUUUUUCUGAUCAUUUCAAUCAUUUAAUCAUCGUUGCUGUCGCCCCUGACAUUAUCUAACGUUCCUGAACCCUCUUUUGAAAAAUACUGCAUUAGCAGCCCUCUCGCGGCACCCAUGCCACACAUAUAUAUACUAUUAAUGCAUAGAUUUCGGAUACUGACACUGAUGAAGUCGCAUACUACUACCACAAAAAUAUUGACGUCUGGAAACGCAAACUUAUUCCCCCUUACCUUAAGUGGGACAAUUAGGAAUGCUUUUACUUAACCCGUGUAAUAGUUAGUAGACUAAAAUAGAGGCUAGUACACACGUCUUAUUUCCAUUGUGUUCUUUCGUGUCUAUUUAACUAUUGCACAUUAACAAUCAAUGUUUGUUUCACGGGCUAAGUAAACUCACUCUUACAAAAAAUUAAUUUAAUAUUUCAAUUUCUAAUUGAUGCUUGUUUAUCUUUAGUUGUUUUGCCAUGACGAAUUGUGUCUUAACGGGCACAAAUCAAAUGGCAAACUUUAAAAAUUCCUAAAAUGUGGUAACCAUAGACAAUUAUGGUCCAGCAGCAUUUUGUUCAGUAGAUACUGGGAAAAGUAUUUAAGUAUUAUAUAUCGCUUGUGGGGUCGUACGAUUAAGGGAGGAUCAUAAUAGGAUCAUAGAGAACUGGAAGGGGAUAAGCUAUACACUGACAGUUAUGGAGGGGGGGGGGGGGGGGGG
This is a messenger RNA of Actinia tenebrosa (Australian red waratah sea anemone), 3974 nucleotides long. Its product is annotated as calpain-15. Gene Ontology annotation, biological process: proteolysis. Gene Ontology annotation, molecular function: calcium-dependent cysteine-type endopeptidase activity. The record is from RefSeq and is a predicted model, not a curated record. NCBI's taxonomy places the organism in Eukaryota, Metazoa, Cnidaria, Anthozoa, Actiniaria, Actiniidae. Gene Ontology annotation, cellular component: cytoplasm.